This is a messenger RNA of Cetraspora pellucida, 3906 nucleotides long. Lineage: Eukaryota; Fungi; Glomeromycota; Glomeromycetes; Diversisporales; Gigasporaceae. The record is from the annotation of a GenBank genome assembly.
AUGGUAUUUGAGGAAUCAAAUCCUCCUCCUCGUCCGAACAUUGAAAUCCCUGAGGCAAAAGCCAAUUUAUUUUCUUUGAUUAUUUGUUGGUGGGCCAACGAUUUAAUGAGCUUAGGUUAUAAACGUCCUUUGGAAAAAGAUGAUCUAUACAUUUUAAAUGAAAAGAGAUCUGCUAAAAUUAUUACAGAUAAAUUUGAAGUCGAAUGGCAAAAGGAAAUUCAAAAAAUUGCGAUAGGAAAGAAACCAUCUUUAUUAAAAGCUCUAUUCAGGGUUUUGUGGUUUAAAUUUUGUUUGUCUGGUGGUUGUAGAUUUUUUAGUGAUAUGUUAAUUGUUGUUUCGCCUUUGAUUUUAAGGUUAAUAUUAAACUUUGUUUCUGAAGCAUAUUUCGCUAACUUAAAUAACGGUGUGCAACCACCUGCAUAUGUUGGCUACAUAUUAUGCGUUGUUUUGUUCUCGCUGAAAAUGAGUGAUAGUAUUUUGUUCGCCGCUAGCCUUUAUUGUGGAUUGGAAACUGGUUUCCUAUCUCGCACUAUUCUCAUAACUGCUAUCUAUCGGAAAGCCUUAGUCUUAAGUGGAAAAGCUAGAAGUUUAUUUACUAAUGGAAAGAUUACUAACUUAAUGUCCAUUGAUACUACGCGUAUAGACUAUGUGUGCGGUUAUUUUCACGUGAUUUGGUGUUCUCCUAUUCAAAUAUGUGUAGCAUUGAGUUUGUUAAUAUUUAAUAUUGGUCUAUCUGCAUUAGUUGGUUUUGCUUUAUUAGUAUUAAUUGGUCCUAUGCAAGGAAUGGUUAUGUCAUUAUUGGCACGUACCAGGGCUAAAGCUGCUAGUGUUGCUGAUGAACGAGUAAAACUAACUCAAGAGAUUUUAUUGGGAAUUAAAGAAAUCAAAUGUUAUGCGUGGGAAGAUAGUUUUGCGGAUGCUCUUAAUAAAUUAAGAAAUAAAGAGAUUAGUUUGGAUAGGUUUUUGUUAGUUAUUAGAUCUGCUAUUACUGGUGUUUCAAUGGUCGUUCCAGUAUUUGCUUGCAUUUUAUCAUUCGUAACAUUUUCAUUAACAGGAGGCAGCCUCGACGCCGGAAUCGUAUUCUCUUCUUUAGCACUAUUCGGUACUCUCCGAAUACCUUUAUUGCGCUUGCCAAUUGUUAUAGGUUCUUUUACUGAUGCCUAUGUAGCAAUUAAUCGGAUAAAUGAAUUUUUGCUAGCUGAUGAAUUACCCGGUUUACCGGUAAUUAAUCCGGACGAACAAUAUGCUAUUAAAGUUACUGAUGGUGAAUUUAUUUGGGAAACUUUUUCUCCUGAUUAUUUGACAGAAAAUUCUUAUCUACUUUCUCCAAGAUCUCAACUUCGUAACAUUAAUGUUUCGAUACCACGUGGAAAACUAAUUGCCAUUGUUGGUUCUGUAGGAUCUGGCAAAUCUUCAUUAUUGUCAGCUCUGGUUGGUGAAAUGAAAAGAAUUAAAGGAGAGGUUUCAUUUGGUGGAAAUGUUGGGUAUUGUCCUCAAACUGCGUGGAUACAAAAUGCUACACUUAGAGACAAUAUUACUUUUGGACUACCUUUUGAUGAAGAAAAGUACCGACAAGUGAUUAAAGAUUGUUGUUUAGAACCAGAUUUAGAAGUGUUACCCGCUUCUGACUUGACCGAAAUUGGAGAGAGAGGGAUUAAUUUAUCUGGAGGACAAAAACAGCGUGUCAACAUUGCAAGAGCUGUGUACUAUAAUGCUGAUAUUGUGUUAUUAGAUGACCCAUUAUCGGCAGUUGAUGCACAAGUUGGAAGGUACUUAUUCACAAACUGCAUUCAAGGAGCACUUUCCAAAAAAACACGCAUACUUGUUACACAUCAUUUACAUUAUCUACCACAAGUUGACUACAUAAUAUAUAUGGAAGACGGUGAAAUUGCUGAACAAGGAACUUAUAAGGAAUUAAUGAAAGAUGGGAAUACAUUUUCGAAAUUGAUUGCAGAAUAUGGUGAAGCCAAAAGCAGUGAUCAAGUAAAAAAAAACAAAGAAUCAACAUUGGACGAAAAAAAAAUAAAAAAUCACACAAUUGUUUUAUCUAAAGGAUUAAUGUCAGAAGAAGAACAGUACAGAGGGGCAGUGGAUAAUGAGAUAUAUUUGGCAUAUUCUAGGAAUGCGGGUGGAUUUUUAUUGGUACUCACUGUUAUUUUCUUACUAAUUAUGUCACAAGGAGCAAAUACUGGAAAUAAUUUAUGGCUUUCGUUUUGGUCCAGCAACACGUUUGACCUUUCAAAAGGACUUUAUAUAGGUAUUUAUUGUGCAUGGGGAGCCGUUGAAGGAUUUUUUGGUGUCUUGUGUGGUAUCAUGCUUUCCUACGGUGGUGUUAAAGCAGCCAAGAGAUUGCAUGAUAACGCAAUUAAACGUGUAUUAAGAGCGCCAACAAGUUUUUUUGAUACCACUCCUCUAGGAAGAAUUAUUAAUCGUAAAGACGUCGACACAUGCGACAAUUUACUUUCUGAAUCAUAUCGAAUGUUUUUUAUGAGUUUUUCGAACAUUAUUGGAACUUUUAUCCUAAUUGUAGUAGUGUUUGUGUGGUUCAUUAUCCCGUUGGUUCCUUUGAUCAUACUUUAUUAUUUAUCGGCUCUUUAUUAUCGUUCGUCUAAUCGUGAAUUAAAACGUCUUGAUUCAGUAUUAAGAUCUUCACUAUAUGCCCAUUUUUCCGAGACACUUUUAGGGCUGCCGAUUAUUCGUGCUUAUCGUGAACAAAAAAGAUUUUUGAGAAAUAACGAAGCAUUCUUAGAUACCGAAAAUAGAGCAUACUUUCUCCUAAUAUGUGUUCAACAAUGGCUUACAGUACGUCUUGAAACCAUCACAAAUGUCUUAGUAUUUUUUGCAAGUUUGUUUGCAAUUGUUUUUAGAUUUAGUGUUAUGCCUUCAAUUACUGGAUUAGUAAUGGCUUAUGCACUUCAAGUUAUUGUGGUUUUUAGUUGGUGUAUUAAAGAAUUUUCUGAAUUAGAAGCAAAUAUGAACUCAGUGGAACGCUUAAUUCAUUACAGUGAAAAUUUGGAUGUAGAAGCCAAGAAUAUAAUACCGGAAAACAGACCACCAUCUGGAUGGCCAACUCGUGGAGAAAUUCACAUUAAAAAUUUGGAAAUUAAAUAUGGACCUGAUAGUCCUCUAGUUUUGAAAGGCAUCACAAUUGAUAUUAUGGCUGCUGAAAAGAUUGGAAUUGUUGGUCGAACUGGAUGUGGAAAAUCAACGUUAGCAAAAUCGUUCUUUAGAAUUAUCGAGGCAACUUCUGGAAAUAUUGUAAUUGACAAUAUUGAUAUCAGCGCUAUUGGAUUAAGAGACCUUAGAAGCAAUAUUACUAUCAUACCUCAAGACCCUGUACUAUUUAAUGGUACAAUAAGAAGCAACUUGGACCCAUUCAACAAACAUAACGAUCUCGAAUUAUAUGACGCGCUUCGUCGUGUACACUUAAUUGAAAAUUCCAGCCGUAUUUGCGAAAAAAAAAAUUCAGAGCAGAAAAAUGGCAAUCAUGAACCACUAAUGCUUGACUCAAUUGUCAAAGAAAAUGGCUCGAAUUUUUCCCAAGGUCAAAAACAACUGAUUGAAAUAGCCAGAGCACUAGUUCGUCAUACCAAAUUGAUAAUAAUGGAUGAAGCUACUGCUAGUAUAGAUUUUAAAACUGAUUAUCUAAUACAGGCUACAAUCAGGGAGGAGUUUAAGGAUCAUACUGUUAUUACUAUUGCGCAUAGGUUACGAACUGUUGCAGACUAUGAUAGAAUUCUGGUUAUGGAUGCUGGAAAUGUAAUUGAAUUCGAUAUUCCAUAUCUACUGAUGCAAAAGUCUGAUGGAAUGUUUAGAAAAAUGUGUGAAAGAAGUGGUGAAUUUACAGAAUUAAUGGAAAUUGCAAAGCAGAAGUUUGAAAAUAUAUCGUCGACACAGAGUUAUCCA